UUUGUUAGACACUCCUUUUACAGAGAUCAGCACCAUUUCAAAGUUACUUGUUGUGGAAGCAGUUGAAACCUGGUAAAAAGGGUUUUGGAGAAUUAGUAAACAUGGAAGGCUUUGAAAAAGACUACCAUUAUUCAGACGUAGCAGAGAUCUCUACCGUGCCAAGUCAGCCCCAAGAAGUGCAGCAAGAUAUAUUGGAGAGUAUAACACGGCGUUUGAGAGACCGGACCCUCCUGAAGAGGAAAAGAGAGGAAGCACAAGAGAAAGAUUCUUUCCAGUGGGUUUGGGGGGGGCAAACUAGCAGUAAGGGACAGCGCAAAGGGAAAACAACUGGACGUGGGAGAAGGAAGGUUCAAAAAACUGAGCCUGAGCCAGAUGUUCAUAUUGAGUUAGCACCUGAAGUGGAACCACAGCCUGAGCCUGAAGUCUUACAGGAGGAGACAGAAAACGGACAGGAGCACUUACAUUAUCAUGAAGAUCCAGGCCUGACAGUUACCAAAGAAGGUAACGAAGAUGCAACCUUUUUAACACAUGAAAGUCAGGAGGCUGGACAUAUUUCUCACAUCAGCAUCCCUUUCCUAACAGAAGACAAGGAGCCAGAACCAGAGGAAGAGGCAAGCCCGGUGUCACUAGCUACAAUUCCACUACCUGAAGCGCUCAGCUUCUCUCAGGAACAUCAGCGUGAGGAACAAAAUAUCUAUACCUAUUUACUUUAAUCUGUACUACAGGGACACAAAGCGUCCUUUAAAAAAUAAAAAUAUUAUUUCUGUU
Molecule: messenger RNA, 768 nt
Organism: Xenopus laevis (African clawed frog)
Lineage: Eukaryota; Metazoa; Chordata; Amphibia; Anura; Pipidae
Gene: hemgn.L
Product: hemogen-like
Exons: 4
Coding region: 102-713 (203 amino acids)
Source: RefSeq, a predicted model, not a curated record